AUGGCGUCCCUUCGGCUCACAGUCCCGCGAGCGACUUUGACACUCCACUCAAAACAACUCCAGCAGCGUCUCCUCUUCCCAGCACUCCGCCAAGCAUCCAACACCACCCCUCCACCUAAGCCCCGUUUACUCGAGAAGCCUGAAAGAUUCAACCCACCUUCUCAUGGCGCCCGUCUGCGUACCAACAAGCCCAAAUACUACGGCCCCGCCUUGAGCGAGCAUGAGCGAACAGCGCAAAAGACGCGGCGGUAUCCGCACAUGAUGCCUCCGGAAGGAAGCUUCAUGCAUUGGUUCUUGACGGACCGGAGUAUACAUCUCUACAUCAGCUUGGGCAUCCUGGUCACCCUCGUAGGCGCAAUCUGGUAUCAAGACUUCAUCUCCAAGACUCCCUACCGCGAUCUCCUACCACCCAACAGCCUCCUCCUCUCCCACCCCAUCUCAUUCCUCUCUCGCUGGGCGGAGGUAUACCAAAUGCACGUCGCACAUCUCUCAGCGGAGACGGCGGAGCGGAGGAGGCAGAAGACGGAUGAUGUGAAGAAGCGGGCAGAGUACCGCAAGGCGCACGGGUUGGACGACAAGGAGGGCUUGUUUUCGGGCUGGACGUUGAGGUCUGAAUCGGAGCCGGCGCCGACCGUUAUGACGCCGGAUGUCGCUGUGGUCGCGAAUCCGGUUCCGCCCGAUGUGGAGACAGCGACAGCGACAACGGUGGAGGGAGGGGCGACGUAUAUUGAUUUUGAGGGCAAGACGCAUACGAUGCCGGCUAGGAAGAAGUGGUUCGGCAUAUGGUGA
This is a messenger RNA of Baudoinia panamericana UAMH 10762, 789 nucleotides long. RefSeq lists its product as uncharacterized. The coding region runs from base 1 to 789 and encodes 262 amino acids. The transcript has 2 exons. NCBI's taxonomy places the organism in Eukaryota, Fungi, Ascomycota, Dothideomycetes, Mycosphaerellales, Teratosphaeriaceae. The record is from RefSeq and is a predicted model, not a curated record.